AUGGAUCUACUGCUAAUCCGCCCGGGAUCUGGUAGCAUGCUAGCGCUGAGCUUGCUGCUCGCUUGCACUGGGUUGGUGUUGGGACAGAACGAUACGGAGCCCAUCGUCUUGGAAGGGAAAUGCCUGGUGGUGUGUGACUCCAACCCAUCCUCGGACGGGGCCGUCACCUCUUCUCUGGGAAUCUCGGUGCGGUCGGGUAGUGCCAAGGUGGCGUUCUCGGCCGUGCGCAGCACCAACCACGAACCCUCCGAAAUGAGCAACAGAACCAUGACCAUCUACUUUGAUCAUGUGUUAGUUAAUAUUGGGAACCAUUUCGAUAUGAGAAGCAGCACUUUCGUGGCGCCGAGGAAAGGGAUUUACAGUUUCAGUUUUCACGUGGUGAAGGUGUACAACCGACAGACAAUUCAGGUAAGCCUGAUGCAGAAUGGCUGGGCUGUGAUUUCUGCUUUUGCCGGGGAUCAGGAUGUGACACGAGAGGCUGCCAGCAAUGGAGUGCUCUUGAAUAUGGAAAGAGAGGACAAAGUCUACUUAAAACUUGAAAGAGGCAACCUAAUGGGAGGGUGGAAGUACUCGACGUUUUCUGGCUUUUUAGUAUUCCCUCUAUAAAGGAUCAGCAACGUUCGUCAAACCCCCUUACAGAAGGGCAAAUCGCCAUGUACAUUCUCAAUAUUGCAACGGAACAACACGAUUCUUAAACCAAAAUCACCUAACUGCUGCAUAGGGGCUGAGCGAUUUCCUACCGAUUAGAAUAAUUUAUUUGAAUACUGACAAUUGCCUUGACCAACGUGGUAACAAGUAGGUCUGAUGGACUGCACUUUAGGAUAUCAAGUGAAUUUAUUGACAAGGCCAAUUUCUGGCUGGGAGAUAGAAGCUGGAUUUUCUUCCGGGCGGAUUAUUGAUGGGACGAGUCGAACCUUCGUUAAUAAGAGCGCACUGGCAAAACUGAUGAUCCAAACAGCGUAAUAAUAUAAAACAAAACAGAAGUUAGGAUUUUGAUUUAAAUGUUCUAGCAAUGCUUUCUUUCGUGUUCGUAUAUAGCCUUAAGUAAAGAACAAGUCCAAAUUCAGUGGCGUGUUUUCUUUUGAGAUUUGGGGAA
Molecule: messenger RNA, 1096 nt
Organism: Pristis pectinata (smalltooth sawfish)
Lineage: Eukaryota; Metazoa; Chordata; Chondrichthyes; Rhinopristiformes; Pristidae
Gene: cbln2b
Product: cerebellin 2b precursor
Exons: 3
Coding region: 1-606 (201 amino acids)
Molecular function (GO): protein binding
Source: RefSeq, a predicted model, not a curated record